GCGCGGGCACACGCGGCGGGAGCCGGGCUGCGGGCGGCGGCGGCGGCAUGGGCAAGGGGGGCAACCAGGGCGAGGGCGCGGCGGAGCGCGAGGCGCCCAUGCCCACUUUUCGCUGGGAAGAGAUCCAGCGGCACAACCUGCGCACCGACAAGUGGCUGGUCGUGGACCGCAAGGUCUACAACGUCACCGCGUGGUCCAAGCGCCACCCGGGGGGCCACCGGGUCAUCGCGCACUACGCGGGCGAGGAUGCCACGGAUGCCUUCCGAGCCUUCCACCCGGACCUCGAGUUUGUGCGCAAGUUUCUGAAGCCCCUGCUGAUCGGUGAGCUGGCCCCAGAGGAGCCCAGUCUGGACCAUGGCAAGAGCUCUGACAUCACUGAGGACUUCCGGGCCCUGAAGAAGGCAGCAGAGGACAUGAACCUGUUCCAGACCAACCACUUGUUCUUCCUGCUGCUUCUGGCACACAUCGUGGCCAUGGAGAGCAUCGCCUGGUUCAUUGUCUUCUACUUUGGCAAUGGCUGGGUCCCAACACUGCUCACAGCCUGUGUCCUCGCCACCUCCCAGGCCCAGGCCGGGUGGCUGCAGCACGACUAUGGCCACCUCUCUGUGUACAAGAAGUCCAAGUGGAACCAUCUCGUCCACAAGUUCAUUAUCGGCCACCUAAAGGGUGCCUCCGCCAACUGGUGGAACCACCGCCACUUCCAGCACCACGCCAAGCCCAACAUCUUCCACAAGGACCCGGAUAUCAAGAUGCUGCACGUGUUCGUCCUGGGCGAGUGGCAGCCCCUGGAGUACGGCAAGAAGAAGCUGAAGUACCUGCCCUACAACCACCAGCAUGAGUACUUCUUCCUGAUCGGGCCACCACUGCUCAUCCCCAUGUACUUCCAGUACCAGAUCAUCAUGACCAUGGUCAGGCGCAAGGACUGGGUGGACCUGGCCUGGGCCAUCAGCUACUACGUGCGCUUUUUCUCCACCUAUGUGCCCUUCUACGGCGUCCUGGGCACCCUCCUCUUCCUCAACUUCAUCAGGUUCCUAGAGAGCCACUGGUUCGUGUGGGUGACGCAGAUGAACCACAUUGUCAUGGAGAUCAACCUGGACCACUACCGAGACUGGUUCAGUAGCCAGCUGGCGGCCACCUGCAACGUGGAGCAGUCCUUCUUCAACGAUUGGUUCAGCGGCCACCUCAACUUCCAGAUUGAGCACCAUGUUCCAGGGCCCUGGCCAGUUCAGGGCUUAUCCUCUGUCUACAGCCUCUUCCCCACCAUGCCUCGCCACAACCUGCACAAGAUCGCCCCACUGGUAAAGUCCCUGUGUGCCAAGCAUGGCAUCCCAUACCAGGAGAAGCCACUGCUCCAGGCCCUGCUGGACAUCAUCAGGUCCCUGAAGAAGUCGGGGCAGCUGUGGCUGGACGCCUACCUCCACAAGUGACCGGCUGCCCAAGGGGGAUGGAGUGGCAUGGGGUGACGGCCAAGAGAGGAGCCUUUGUUCUGAAGGUUCCCCCAGGCUGGUCAUCUCUUCUUGUUCCCUUCCCUUCUCACUGACCUCUGGCCCCGUCUUGUCCAGUGCCCCUGACCUGGGAGUGGGAGAGAGGUGGCCCUGGUGGACAGCACAUCCUUGCCUGCAGUUCCUGCCACCUCAUGAGGAUCCCAGGGCUCAGCUGCCAGGCCCGGGACUAUCCCCUCUCGCACCUCGGACCCUCUUGGGGCUCUGCGGGCAGCAUUCCCAGCUGGCCCACUCCCCUGGAGGGAGUGGGGCUGUUGCCUGGGGUCAGUGCUGGGCCCUCUGCUGACCAAGAGCUGACUGCAGUUCUAGGUUCCCCACCGCAGGCUCCAGGACCCCUUCCCAAAAUGCUCUGGCUGGAGCCCGAAGCGUAGACCAGGCCACCACACCAUGCCCACAUGGCCUCUCUGACACUCUCCUGUUGACUGUUUUUAAUCUUUGCUGUUUUCACGUUUUCUACAGGUGCAUUCCAACAGGAGGGGGCCGGGCGGGGCCUAGGACAAUCUGCCUUUCACCAGGCCUACACUGGGCGCAGCUGGCAGGGGGCGGGGGGGAUCUAACCCACUAACCAGCGUCCAGGAGGGGGUCUUGUCUGCUCCCACGAGGGCAAAAUGAAUCCAUCGUGAACUGAACUUAAUUUUUUAUCAUGUUGCCCCCACCUGUUUUUGAAGAAUAAAGGAGUCUAUUCUCACUUCCACAA
Molecule: messenger RNA, 2199 nt
Organism: Cavia porcellus (domestic guinea pig)
Lineage: Eukaryota; Metazoa; Chordata; Mammalia; Rodentia; Caviidae
Gene: Fads2
Product: fatty acid desaturase 2
Exons: 12
Coding region: 48-1427 (459 amino acids)
Biological process (GO): lipid metabolic process
Cellular component (GO): membrane
Molecular function (GO): oxidoreductase activity, acting on paired donors, with oxidation of a pair of donors resulting in the reduction of molecular oxygen to two molecules of water
Source: RefSeq, a predicted model, not a curated record